Oreochromis aureus is the source of this 2726-nucleotide messenger RNA. It is a transcript of the gene gabrzb, whose product is annotated as gamma-aminobutyric acid receptor subunit pi. The coding region runs from base 241 to 1623 and encodes 460 amino acids. The transcript is spliced from 10 exons. Gene Ontology annotation, biological process: chemical synaptic transmission; regulation of membrane potential; monoatomic ion transmembrane transport. The record is from RefSeq and is a predicted model, not a curated record. Gene Ontology annotation, cellular component: neuron projection; synapse; membrane. NCBI's taxonomy places the organism in Eukaryota, Metazoa, Chordata, Actinopteri, Cichliformes, Cichlidae. Gene Ontology annotation, molecular function: neurotransmitter receptor activity; extracellular ligand-gated monoatomic ion channel activity; GABA-A receptor activity.
GGGAGUGAUGGUUCUCCACGACAUAACGUUUCAACAGCAUUUCUAUCAUCUCAACAAACAUCAGCACACACACAGACCCAUCGUGUGUAGUCACAGUGUGUUGUUACAGCUGCUGUAUUACUCAGGCAGAGAAACAAAAGAGAGGUAACUGCGCUCAGAGAUGGAGAAAGACAGGAAAGGAAGAAGAGAGGUCAAAUUUAAAGAUAAACUCCACUUGGCAUCUUCACUCCUCCAGCAGCCAUGGCUCUCUCUGUAUCUGGAGGAACCGUGUUCACUGUACUCCUCAUUAGCAGGUUGUUAGAGAGCUCGUUGCUCAACGCAGAAGUGAAGGAAGGAGAGAUUCUGCCUCCUACCAUCCAGAGGCUGAUGAAAGGAUACAACAAGUACCUCAGGCCUUUCUUUGACAAUGGUCCGGUAACAGUGGGUAUGAGUUUGGACAUUGCCAGCAUUGACACCAUUUCAGAGAUCAACAUGGACUACACGGCCACCAUAUUUCUCCGCCAGCGAUGGACUGAUGAGCGCUUGGUUUUUGAAGGCAACAAGAGCUUGAGCCUUGACGGGCGGCUGGUUGAGCUCCUCUGGGUCCCCGACACGUUUAUUGUUGACUCCAAGAAGUCCUUCCUCCAUGACAUCACUGUGGAAAACAGGCUGAUCCGCAUCUUCCCCAACGGGACUGUCCUUUACGCACUAAGGAUUACCACCACUGUGGCUUGCAACAUGGACCUGACCAAGUAUCCCAUGGACAAGCAGACCUGUACGCUACAACUGGAGAGCUGGGGUUACAACAUAAAUGAUGUUAUGUUCUACUGGACCAGAGGAAAUGAGUCUGUCAGUGGUUUAGACAGUCUCCAACUGGCUCAGUAUACAGUAGAAGACCACUACACAUCUGUCUCAGAGGCCAUCUAUGAAACUGGCCAUUAUCCCAGGCUUGUCUUCCACUUUGAGCUGAAGAGGAGCAUUCUGUACUUCAUCCUGGAGACCUAUGUCCCCUCCAGCCUGCUGGUGGUCCUCUCGUGGGUUUCCUUUUGGAUUUCCUUGUCUUCUGUUCCAGCACGUAUUUGCAUAGGAGUGACCACAGUACUGACCAUGACAACUCUGAUGAUGGGAGCCCGGACAUCACUACCCAAUGCCAACUGCUUCAUCAAGGCCAUCGAUGUGUAUUUGGGGAUCUGCUUCAGCUUUAUCUUUGGAGCACUUAUUGAGUAUGCUGUGGCCCACUUCUGCACCCUCACUCAUGCUGAUGCACACAUGCUCAUGUACGGCCACCGAAUGCACGACUUUGAUGAUGAAAUGAACGGCAUCAUCACCACCAUCUCCACUCACUCCAACAGGGCCAAGAGGCGCAAGGAGCCCACUGCAACUUCUCCUUCAGUUCCCGCCUCAACAGAACUCGCUGUCAGCCCCUCUAGCCCCUCGGGCAGUGAGCCCAAGCCUGAGGCGGCACCCCCAGAGCACACCAACUGGUGCCUCACUGUUCUGGCCACCCUUCGCAAGAUUCUGCGCGCCAUACACUGUUGUCAUGUGGAGAACCCCCACCAUAUAGACAACUACUCCAGAGUCACCUUUCCACUGUCUUUUGUCAUUGUUAACCUACUCUACUGGACAUAUUAUCUGUACUUUUAGCAUUUGUUUAAGUGCUGCAUAUGUCCAGGAGAGUUUAAGACGGAGAGUGUUUGUAGACAACAAGUGUACCUUACUGUACAUACGUACAGUAAGUGUUAUUCAGGUGUGUUCUGGGUUGAUUGUGUAAAAUUUCUACAUUUGGAUUCAUGAGCGAGGUCGCAUUCUCAUAUGGGAUUGUUCUGGUGGAAAAAAGGAAUGCUUAUAAUUGCAGCUCCAUUUUAAAUAUUAAUAAGUACUCAAACUAUGACUUUGCUUAAAAUUUGAUGGAGUUGGUUUUGAUAAAAAUAGGCCUACCUGACUAUGACAUGGUGAUAUUUUAUAAAUUCUGUCACGCUUUAAUAUUUAUUUUAGGAUGGAGCUGUAAUUGAAGGCUUUAUGGCAGAAUUCACCUGCGCUAUUGAGUGAGAACAAAUUCACAUUCCACUUUGAGUCUCUUUUAUGAUGGAUUGAUCAUUGAUAUUUUACAACUUCAUCUCCCGUUUCUGCCUGCAGGUACAACAUUUAGAGUGAAAUAGGAAAAGUAACAGAUGGCAGAAGAGGGCUGAAAACGACAGGCAAGGGAGGUGAAAAAAUCACUACAAUGGAGCGUGUGUUGAGAAAUAUAAACCUCCAAAGGACGAGCUUUCUACUCAUUGUUGAAAGCUCUCAUUCUUCUGUGUCCUUCUGUGAGUUAUUUUUAAUUCACUACAGUACUGUUUCUCCCAGCCUGCAUAUGACCCUUUUUUCAUUUCUAUAAAUGUAGUGGCCUUGGAUACCUUCAGUUGUAUUCUGGAAAUCUGGCUAUUGUGAACAGUUUAAUGGCACUUGUCACGGUAUGAAUCUGUUCUGCUAUUUCAUAAAGGGAAGCACCCCUGCACACUCCAAGAUAUGGAAGUCCAAAGGAAUCCAUAUUAAAUAAAUAAAUGGCAAAUUACCAAUGAAAAUUCAUGUUAAUAAAUGGAGUGAGAUUUUAUAUAUAUGUGCCCGGCCUUCAGAUAUAGAAAUACUCUUUACUUUUGUUAAAUCCAAGCCAAGAAUAUGCUGGCCAGCUAACCAGCUAGAUUAGCUUCUCAGUCUUCUCAGUACAGAUUGUUAUUUUCUUUUUCAUCAAAUUGCCAGAUUUU